CGAGAGGAAAGCGAGAGGGCGAGGACAUCUACUACUGUGGCACCAUAGCUAACUGAGUAUGCAGCUGAGCCCCUGGACACUGAGAUGCCGACAUCCGAGGAGCCACCGCCAGAGUUGCCACACGCAAAGGAGGGGGUGAAUGCAGGAGUUCCACUGCGGGAGGCCCGCUGGACGCAAGCGGAGAGGCCACCAAGGGAGACGGCGGAGGAGAACUUCGCAAGAGUGCAGGUGCGCCUCGAGGAGAUAUACCAGGAGAAGAUUAGGAUGGAGGCCGCAGGGGAAGCGCCGAAGCCACCAAUCGACCCCCCGACGAGCGAACAUAGGAUUGAUGAGAUAUGGGCUAGUUAUGAGGAUAGGAGAAUACGCCAGGUGGCAACCACGUCCUUCCAGCGGUACUCCAUGCUCAGUGAUGAGUUGGCAGCCUCGAGGUUGGAGGUGGAGCAGUUGUCUACCCAGCUGGCGGAAGAAAGGGUAGAGAACCAAGCUUGGAGGUCCCGCAUGGAGGCCAAGGAGGCGGAAUGGGAGAAAAGGCUCCAGGACAUGGCGGCGAUCGUGGAGAGGCUCUCGGCCACCAAGGUGGUCGACUGGAUAGAGCAGAGCCGAUAUGGUAUCCACGGAAAGGAAGUACUGGGACUCUUCGACCAGGGAGGGACGACAAAGCCAUCUCAGCAAGAGAGAAUGAAGAAGGUAUUCCUGGACCCAGCAGAAGUGGAAGCAAGACAGAAGGAUGAGGAUGGGAGUUUCAGCUUCAGGGCUCCUACAGAGUUGGCCUCGCAACUAGCCACCCCGAUGACGAUUGAGACCCCUGCAGUCGAGCCCACGCAAAGACCCCAAUCCCCACUAGUGGAAGGGGGUCUUGCAGAGGAGUCCCCUACAAUGCUUUUGGAGGUACAGGAAGGUACCCUUACGGGGGCGGCAGCGUCCACUGAGCCUGAGGCAAUGGAGGAAGAGGCAUCUCGCUUGGAUGAGUUAGUGGCAGCCAUGGAAUUGGACAUGCCGUCAGAGGGGCCUCAGAGACACAAGACCCCGGAGCGUGCGCCAAAGAUGGGGGAGUUGAGGACACAGUUAGGCUCCUGGGCUACUGGAGCUGACACGGGAGAGCACAUCUCAGAGCAACUGCAGGAGGUUAUGAGUGAGCCAGUGGCCAUCAUGUCUCCCCAACGUUCAGACCCGCAUAGAGACGAGGGGACGAUGGUGGUGGAAGGGGUCCGUGAGGGUAGGCCGCAGAGAUUGGGCACUCCGGCGUAUCAGCCUGAGGAAGGCGAGAUGCGAGCGGGGCCGAGUACCCCGAUGUUGGAAGCGAGACCGACAGAAUCAUGGAGUAUGCCCCAGAGCCAUGAGAUGAGCAGGAAGGCCAGUGAGACGCCGUCGCUGCCGGGGUCUGAGAAGAAGAAGAGAAGGUGUCAGAGGAGGUUGGAUGAUCAGUGCUUCUUCUGCAAGCAUGGCGUACAUAGGGCUCUCGAAUGCCCAAAGUUCCUCAAGGACAAGGCGGCUGGGAGAGUGAUAGAGAGUGGUGAAAGGAUGUAUGAUAGACAGGGUGGAGUGAGCUCAUGAUGGGGGUAGGGCACAACUGUAUAGGCAGAACCAGGAGGUCAUGAGUGAGUAGGGACUGGCCACCUAUAUGACAGUAGGACUAGGGCUCCUUUGUACGC
Chara braunii is the source of this 1652-nucleotide messenger RNA. The record is from the annotation of a GenBank genome assembly. NCBI's taxonomy places the organism in Eukaryota, Viridiplantae, Streptophyta, Charophyceae, Charales, Characeae.